AUGACCAAGAAAUCAUCCACGCCGGGAGGGGCUGACCGCCUCGGUGCCCUUCCUGAUGAACUGCUCCACCAUGUGAUGUCCUUCCUCCCCGCGCAUGACGUGGUGUCGACAUCCCUGCUUGCCUGGCGCUGGCACGAUCUCUGGAAAUCUGCCCCUGCCCUACGUGUCACCAGUGCCAAGAGCUGCAACAACCCCCUAUGGUUCAUUCGUUUCGUCGACAACCUGCUCCUCCUCCGCGACCCUGGAGCCCAACUGGACUCGUUCGUGAUUGAUCUCGAGGAGUGUGACUUCUACUUCAAGCCAUUCCUGCCCGCCUAUGAAAGGAGUGUGAACCUGUGGUUUCGGCUUGCGCUGCUAAGCCAAGCUCGGGUACUCUCGCUGCGCACAUCCCAUGGCAUCUACAUGUACAAGGAGGAGAGCUCGCCUUUUGAGCUACCGGAUGUGCCCAUCAUCUCAAAGCACCUAAUAACAAAUUGCAUCUUGCACGUGUCACUCUACGGAGCAGCACUCUCGAUUUUUCAGGCUGUCCAGCGUCUCAAGAUGGAUAGGCAUGGUUUCUUCGCCUAG
Messenger RNA from Setaria italica (foxtail millet), 567 nucleotides. Its product is annotated as F-box/FBD/LRR-repeat protein At5g56420-like. The record is from RefSeq and is a predicted model, not a curated record. The transcript has 2 exons. NCBI's taxonomy places the organism in Eukaryota, Viridiplantae, Streptophyta, Magnoliopsida, Poales, Poaceae. Gene Ontology annotation, molecular function: protein binding. Bases 1 to 567 code for a protein of 188 amino acids.